AUGGGGCCCGAACCUACCGCAGUUGAGAAUGGCCAGAUCCAGCAAGACGACAACGAGGAGGUAAAUGACCUCAUCAAGAACCAACACACCGUCACCGUCAAGCUCGUCGACCAACAAGCAGACCCCAACUCGCCCCUCUACUCUAUCAAAACCUUUGAAGAGCUGCACCUGUCCGAGCCUCUCCUCAAGGGUCUCUACUCCAUGAAAUUCAACAAACCAUCAAAGAUCCAGGAGAAAGCGUUGCCGCUCUUGUUAUCCAACCCCCCGCGAAACAUGAUCGGACAAUCACAGUCCGGAACCGGAAAGACCGCUGCGUUCGCAUUGACGAUGCUUUCCCGCGUCGACCCCAAGAUCCAAGCCCCACAAGCAGUGUGUCUCGCACCCUCCCGCGAACUCGCGAUUCAAAUCCAAGACGUCGUCUCAACCAUGGCCAAAUUCAUGCCCGAGAUCAAAAUCCAGCUCGCGGCAAAAGAGUCCGUGGCAAAAGGCGCAACCGUCGACGCACAAAUCGUCGUCGGAACCCCAGGAACCGUACUCGAACUCUGCAAGAGGAAGCAGAUGAACGUCUCACAAGUCAAGGUCUUCGUAUUGGACGAGGCAGACGAGAUGAUCAACCAACAAGGCCUGGGCGAGCAAUCCCUUCGUUGCAAAAACACCGUCGGCCGAAACGCCCAAAUUGUCCUCUUCUCCGCUACAUUCCCCGAAGCAGUCCGGAUGUACGCCCAGAAAUUCGCCCCAGAAGCGAACCAAAUUGAACUCAAACGCGAGGAACUCAGCGUAGAGGGAAUCCGUCAACUCUGGAUGGACUGCAAAUCCCAAUCCCACAAAUACGAUGUCCUGGCCGAACUUUACAAUGUCCUGACAAUCGGGCAAUCCAUCAUUUUCGCGCGGACAAAGGCGAGCGUUAUGGAGAUCGCGAAGAGGUUGGAGGCGGAUGGACAUGCGUGUGUUGCGUUGACGGGUGAUUUGGAGCCUACACAGCGUGACCACGUCAUGUCCUCCUUCCGUGACGGUUCGCACAAAGUCCUUAUCACAACCAACGUCAUCGCCCGCGGAAUCGACGUCCUCCAAGUCAACAUGGUGGUAAACUACGACAUGCCUCUCACCCCUCCCCCCGAGUCCAGACCCGACCCUGCGACGUAUUUGCACCGUAUUGGGCGAACGGGAAGGUUUGGAAGGAUUGGGGUUAGUAUUAAUUUCGUGUGUGAUGAGAGGAGUUUACGGGAGAUGCAGGCGAUUGAGAGGUAUCUUGGGGUGAAGAUGAUCAAGGUUCCGACGGAUGAUGUGGAGGAGACGGAGAAGGUUAUAAAGGCUGCUUUGAAGGUUUAG
Molecule: messenger RNA, 1329 nt
Organism: Saitoella complicata NRRL Y-17804
Lineage: Eukaryota; Fungi; Ascomycota; Saitoellomycetes; Saitoellales; Saitoellaceae
Product: ATP-dependent RNA helicase dbp5
Exons: 1
Coding region: 1-1329 (442 amino acids)
Biological process (GO): poly(A)+ mRNA export from nucleus
Cellular component (GO): cytoplasmic stress granule; nucleus
Molecular function (GO): RNA helicase activity; RNA binding; ATP binding
Source: RefSeq, a predicted model, not a curated record